Messenger RNA from Mesorhabditis spiculigera, 819 nucleotides. NCBI's taxonomy places the organism in Eukaryota, Metazoa, Nematoda, Chromadorea, Rhabditida, Rhabditidae. The record is from the annotation of a GenBank genome assembly.
AUGAUGGACGUGCCCCCGGAAGUUUUGCACCGCAUUCUCGACAAGUUGCCAAUCAAGAACGUGCUGAAACUUCGCCCGGUCCACCGAGCCUUCAACAAUUAUUUUCGGCAUGUGCGGAAAACGUGCGACUUCUUCGCGGUCACGUUGUCACGACCAGGCGAGCAGUCGCCCACCGUGCUAAAAUUCGAACGUCGAGGCCGGACGUGGGAUCAAUUUGUGAAAAUUUUUGGCACUAAUCGCCACUUGGAUGUCGAAGUGCUGAUGUUGUCGACAGUCGGCUCGUGCGCGCUUGAUCUGGGAGAACUAGGGCCACUCGCCGCAACUGGCCGUUUGCGGGGCCGGAUUGUUCAGAUUUGCGAGGCGAAAAUCGACGAGCCUUCGCGGGCUUUUAUCAAGAAUGUCCGCCCAGAAAUCAUCCACGUCAGCCAGUUGUCAGGGCGUGAGGAUAGCUGGGUGCCGGUGCCUUCAACAUGUACGAAGAUUACUGUGUACUGGGCUGCGGCAUGGGGCCCGCCGACCCAGGGUGGGCGCAUACAGCAAGGGUUUUACAAUACUGUAAUCGACCUCACGGAAGCUACCAGCUUGACAGAGGUCUUUAUCAACCGCGUGGAAGAAAGGGUGCUGACUUCUGAGGCGGCGAAGAUAACCUUGAAUAAACUUCGCACCGGGACCGAGACCAAGGCAACGAUCGACGCAUUAAUCGCGGAGUUGAACAGCGGCCCCCGAGACCGAGAUACCUGGCAAUACGAAUUUGCAAACAAUCGCCAUUAUAUUAACCAUCCCAACGUCUCAUUUUUCAUUAACAAGCCGACGGAGAGU